Athalia rosae (coleseed sawfly) is the source of this 1298-nucleotide messenger RNA. RefSeq names its product ATPase family AAA domain-containing protein 2-like. The record is from RefSeq and is a predicted model, not a curated record. Gene Ontology annotation, cellular component: nucleus. The transcript is spliced from 5 exons. Gene Ontology annotation, molecular function: histone binding; ATP binding; chromatin binding. Bases 347 to 1297 code for a protein of 316 amino acids. NCBI's taxonomy places the organism in Eukaryota, Metazoa, Arthropoda, Insecta, Hymenoptera, Athaliidae. Gene Ontology annotation, biological process: positive regulation of transcription by RNA polymerase II.
GUACGAUCAUGCACUCUAGUAGUCGUAGUUUUUCGAUAUUUGUCACGCGCUGGAACUCCAGUUCAUAUGUUUUAAAAAUGCUCGUUUGAUGAAACGUCAAAAACAUGAAAUUAAAUCGUGAAAACACCUGAUUCCUAGUUAUAGAUAAAUUUCAGUAAAAGAUUUGUUUAAACUUCAGCCAAGCCAAAACUGCUCUUCGAAUACCUCGAGCAGUUUUUGAAACACGCCAAACUACAUUCAAAUUCACACCAACAUUGCUUGUGCCCUUUUAAUUAGAUAGAAAAUAAUCAAUUUGGCAUAACUAGACUAGUCAGUAUUUUUUUUUUCUCUGGUAAUAUACACGACAAUGUCAAAGGGAAAAGAUUUCAGCUGCGUAGGAGGUCUGCAGAAGCACAUCCAAAUAUUAAAGGAAACCGUACUGUUCCCAUUGAUGUACGGGGAUAUUUACGCCAAAUUCAAUUUGAAACCACCACGUGGACUUUUGUUUUAUGGCCCUCCAGGUACGGGGAAAACUUUGGUAGCUGGAGCUUUAGCUACAGAAUGCAGUAACGCCGAGAGAAAAGUCUCCUUUAUUUCCCGCAAAGGAUCUGACUGCCUCAGCAAAUGGGUAGGCGAGAGCGAAAAAAAAUUACAACAGAUUUUUCAAACAGCUCAUCAGUUGAGGCCGUGCAUUAUUUUUUUCGACGAAGUUGACGGCUUAGCCCCGAUACGAUCAGGCCAUCAAGAUUACGUACACGCUAGCGUAGUAACCACUCUUUUAGCACUAAUGGAUGGCUUGGACAAUAAUUCAGAAGUCAUCGUGAUCGGAUCGACAAAUCGAUUGGACGCGAUAGAUCCUGCUCUUAGACGUCCGGGUAGAUUCGACAAGGAAUUGUACUUUCCGUUACCGUCUUACAAUGCAAGAAAGGCCAUUUUGUCGGUGCACAUUGAAAGUUGGAGGCAAAAGCCAUCGCAAAAAUUUUUGUCUUACUUAGCAGCAAAAACUAUAGGAUUUUGUGGCAGUGAUUUGCAAGCAAUUUGUGCAGAAGCAGUUAUGAGUUGCGUUCGGAGAACUUAUCCUCAAAUUUAUACGUCCAAGUCGAAGUUUCAGAUCAAUGACAGAUCUCUUAAGGUAGAGAAGCAGGAUUUCUUGAAUGCUCAGCAAAAUAUUAUUCCAGCAUCGCAUCGAAUCGCAGUAACAGCGAUUAGAUGUCUCCCGAAGAGGAUUCAACCAUUGUUAGAAGAUACCUUGGCUAAUAUCAUGUGCAAACUGAAAAAUCUCUGCCCACCAGAUAUGUUAACUUCUGAUGUGGUGUAAG